Messenger RNA from Pyrgilauda ruficollis (rufous-necked snowfinch), 428 nucleotides. Its product is annotated as valine--tRNA ligase, mitochondrial-like. Gene Ontology annotation, molecular function: ATP binding; valine-tRNA ligase activity. Gene Ontology annotation, cellular component: cytosol. The record is from RefSeq and is a predicted model, not a curated record. The transcript is spliced from 4 exons. NCBI's taxonomy places the organism in Eukaryota, Metazoa, Chordata, Aves, Passeriformes, Passeridae. Gene Ontology annotation, biological process: valyl-tRNA aminoacylation. The annotation marks the transcript as partial.
UCCCCACUGUCCCCAGGCCAUCGUGGAGCGCUGGCUGUGGCAGCAGCGCCGGCUGCGCCGGCAGGACCUGGGCCGGGCUGAGUUCCUGCGUGAGGUUUGGCGCUGGAAGGAGCGGCACGGGGACGAGAUCCUGCAGCAGCUGCGGGCGCUCGGGGCCUCGCUGGACUGGAGCCGCUGCGCCUUCACCAUGGACCCCGGCUUCUCCCGCGCUGUCACCGAGGCCUUCGUGCGGCUCUUCCGGGCGGGGCUGAUCCGGCGCGACCAGCGGGUGGUGACGUGGAGCUGCGCCCUGCGCUCGGCGCUGGCCGACGUCGAGGUGGAGCCCCGUGUCCUGACGGGCCCCACGGCGCUGAAUGUCCCCAACUGUCCCCACCCCGUCACCUUCGGCGUACUCGUCACCUUCGCCUACCCCGUGGAGGGGGACGACG